This is a messenger RNA of Fulmarus glacialis (Northern fulmar), 631 nucleotides long. It is a transcript of the gene POU6F1, whose product is annotated as POU class 6 homeobox 1. Gene Ontology annotation, molecular function: DNA-binding transcription factor activity, RNA polymerase II-specific; RNA polymerase II cis-regulatory region sequence-specific DNA binding. The annotation marks the transcript as partial. Lineage: Eukaryota; Metazoa; Chordata; Aves; Procellariiformes; Procellariidae. The record is from RefSeq and is a predicted model, not a curated record. Gene Ontology annotation, biological process: regulation of transcription by RNA polymerase II. The transcript has 3 exons.
GUCCAGCCCAUCCAGCCGGCCCCGGCUCUCUCCCAGCCGGCCGUGGUGAUGGCAAACCCUGCCCCGGCGGCAAAGGCUUCCUCCACGCCCGUCCCCAUCACCUGCUCGGAGACCCCCACCGUCAGCCAGCUGGUCUCCAAGCCCCCGGCUCCCAACAGCAGCGCGGAGGAGGACGGGAUUAACCUGGAGGAGAUCCGGGAAUUCGCCAAGAACUUCAAGAUCCGCCGCUUGUCGCUCGGCCUGACGCAGACGCAGGUGGGACAGGCCCUGACGGCCACCGAGGGACCUGCCUACAGCCAGUCGGCCAUCUGCAGGUUCGAGAAGCUGGACAUCACCCCCAAGAGCGCCCAGAAGCUGAAACCGGUGCUGGAAAAGUGGUUGAGCGAAGCCGAGCUCCGUAACCAAGAGGGGCAACAAAACCUGAUGGAGUUCGUGGGGGGGGAACCCUCCAAAAAACGGAAGCGCCGAACCUCCUUCACCCCCCAGGCCAUCGAGGCUCUCAACGCCUACUUCGAGAAGAACGCCUUGCCCACCGGCCAGGAGAUCACCGAGAUCGCCAAGGAGCUCAACUACGACCGCGAAGUCGUCCGCGUCUGGUUCUGCAACCGCCGGCAGACCCUCAAGAACACCA